This is a messenger RNA of Rhododendron vialii, 650 nucleotides long. RefSeq lists its product as uncharacterized. Lineage: Eukaryota; Viridiplantae; Streptophyta; Magnoliopsida; Ericales; Ericaceae. The record is from RefSeq and is a predicted model, not a curated record. The coding region runs from base 1 to 483 and encodes 160 amino acids. The transcript has 4 exons.
AUGGAAAGCUCUGUUCUUGUGUGCACAGUUGGGCAUGUAAACAAGUUAUUUCGAAAGAAUUAUGGUUGUAGGAAAGCCAUAUUUGUUCAAAUCCCUUAUGGGGGAUUUCUAAAAUUCGAAACGAAGACUUUUUCCGUGGAAAAAAAGAAGAAAAGAAACGUAGACUUUGUGGAAACCCUAGCCCCAUACCUCACGCUCCCCGUCUCCCUCUCUCGACUCUGUCUCUCUCUUCGAACGCUCAACCUCCUUGUCGACUCCCUCUCCCUCCCUCCAACCCACAACCACCGACCCAACUCCAGCAGCACUACACCACCUCUCCAUCUGUGGCACCAAUCCUCUCCAUUACCGCACCACCUCUCCAGAGUUAGAUUGGGGAUUGAUGUAUGGAGUGGUUUACAGGCGAAGCUGAUCGGAUGGAAAGCUGGUUGUUCAAUGGUAGGAACAGUGGAUGUAUGUGAGGUGUAUGUCAGGUUGCUCGAUUAGAUAUGUCAGCCAACAAAGAGGUAUUUUUCGCCUAAUUUGUGCAUUCUGGUUUCUGUUCGUAUUUUCGGUUGACUGUUGUUAUUGAACACUAGAUUUGGCUGUUCCCAAAUGGGUAUGCUAACCAAAAUCGAAUCUUUUUCAUUUCUGUAUCCAAUUCCUAUGGUGUC